AUGGCCAGACCCAAGACAAAGAUUCCAACGGAUACAGCCAUCUCUGCUUCUCCAACUGUUCCACCGCUGGAUAUCGGUGAACAAUACAACGAGGAGGAAGACGAUGACUUUGACCCAGACGCCGCCACCGCCGAGCCGGACGGAAGCUCCUCCGAAGAUGACUAUGACGAGCCGGCCCAAAAAGGCAAGGACGUUCCCGACUAUACUCACAUCUCAGGUGGCGGCGGUUUGAUUAAAACCCGCACCCAGCGGGCACAGGAGGCACAGGAGUCGAAGUUUGCGCGGGUGGGACUUUCCAGAACGUCCGGAAUCGAUGUCAACAGUAUUUUCGACGAUAUGAAGAAGAUGUCUACGGAAGGGCGACUGUUCACACCCGAAUCCACGCGACUGACCCCCGCAGAAGAGCUCCAGGUGGAGCGAAUCCAGAUCGAGCGGACGUACGAGUUUGCGGGGAGGGUGGUGUCUGAGAAAAAAAUGGUGGAUGCCAAUUCCGCCGAAGCCAAGGCGUAUUUGAACUCCAGCAAGCUUGUGAUGGUUGAAACAAAGGUGGAGGCCCCGGAGGAGGUGAAAGUGGAGGAAAAGUUUACCAAGACCGGGUUGCCGCUUCGCCGCCCGUUGAAGCGUCCGUCGUUGAUUGAUUCGAUUCUCCUGAACCCGAAAGCGGUAAAGUUGUCAACGUUGGAGAAGUCGCGAUUAGACUGGGCCACGUAUGUGGACCAUAAUAAGAUCAGCGAUGAGCUCAAGACACAGGGGAAGAACGGGUUCUUGGACAAGCAGGAGUUCUUGCACAAGGUGGAUAUGAAGCAGUAUAAUGAUUUGAGAGAUUUGCGGAACAAGGAUAGGAAGACGAAUCCGAUAUAG
This is a messenger RNA of Babjeviella inositovora NRRL Y-12698, 861 nucleotides long. RefSeq lists its product as uncharacterized. The coding region runs from base 1 to 861 and encodes 286 amino acids. NCBI's taxonomy places the organism in Eukaryota, Fungi, Ascomycota, Pichiomycetes, Serinales. The record is from RefSeq and is a predicted model, not a curated record. The transcript has a single exon.